Messenger RNA from Neopelma chrysocephalum (saffron-crested tyrant-manakin), 1044 nucleotides. RefSeq names its product ras homolog family member Q (gene RHOQ). The transcript has 5 exons. Gene Ontology annotation, biological process: small GTPase-mediated signal transduction; cortical actin cytoskeleton organization. Lineage: Eukaryota; Metazoa; Chordata; Aves; Passeriformes; Pipridae. Gene Ontology annotation, molecular function: GTPase activity; GTP binding. The coding region runs from base 43 to 660 and encodes 205 amino acids. The record is from RefSeq and is a predicted model, not a curated record.
CGGCGGGGCGCGCCCGCGGGGCCAUGAGGGCGGGCUCCGGCCAUGGCCCAUGGCAGCGCGGCGGUCAUGCUGAAGUGCGUGGUGGUGGGGGACGGCGCCGUGGGCAAGACGUGCCUGCUGAUGAGCUACGCCAACGACGCCUUCCCCGAGGAGUACGUGCCCACCGUGUUCGACCACUACGCAGUCAGCGUCACCGUCGGAGGCAAGCAGUACCUGCUGGGGCUCUACGACACCGCCGGCCAGGAAGACUAUGAUCGUCUGAGACCUUUAUCUUACCCUAUGACCGAUGUCUUCCUUAUCUGCUUCUCAGUGGUAAACCCUGCUUCAUUUCAAAAUGUGAAGGAAGAGUGGGUACCGGAGUUGAAGGAAUAUGCACCUAAUGUUCCCUUUUUACUAGUAGGAACACAGAUUGAUCUUCGUGAUGACCCAAAAACUCUGGCAAGACUGAAUGAUAUGAAAGAGAAGCCCAUAUCUGUGGAGCAAGGACAGAAGUUAGCAAAAGAGAUAGGAGCCUACUGCUAUGUGGAGUGUUCAGCUUUAACACAGAAAGGACUGAAGACCGUUUUUGAUGAAGCUAUUAUAGCCAUUCUAACUCCAAAGAAACACACAGUGAAGAAGAGAAUAGGCUCAAGAUGCAUAAACUGCUGUUUGAUCACGUGAAAAACAUUUGACAAUGGCCAGGCUUACUGUGAAAUUCUACUGAUUUUAAAUACAAUGCAUUAAGUACAUAGCGAACUUGUUACAGGUUUGAAAGCUGAACCUACGAUUCUGCCUUCUACAACCAGUGAAAUCCAGAGGAAUAAAAUCAAAGUCAACAAACUUGUAAUAAGAAGCCACCACACCUGUUACAAAUAUUUUAUUCAGACUGGAAGGUACAAUCUCUCAGGGUUACAUAGUCUAGAGGAAGCAAAAACUGCACCAUGCUGAAACGGCAUCUGUGUGAUUUUAAUGAGUGGAGAUGCUUGGCCUGAAAUACUCUAACUGAAUUUGGACAGUCUUCUGCUUUGACUAUAUAUAUAUAUAUAUCUAUCUUAAAAAAACAAC